GACACGCUUUCGUGUAUAUAUGUGUAUAUAUAAAUUCUUCUCUUCAACGUUCGGCUAUUUCUCGGUCCGUGCUAAGAUCUUAGAUCGAUUUCAAGUCAUCGUCUUCUUCUUCUUCUUCUGAUAUUAAGCUCGUUCAAUCUUCUGACUUCUGAAGCUGUAAUCUUCUUUAACCAUGGCUAAUCGCUAUGAUCCGAAUCCUUUCGCUGAGGAAGAAGAAGUCAAUCCUUUCGCUAACCCUGGGAGUAUUCCACCGGCAUCGAAUUCAAGACUUUCGCCUUUGCCUCCAGAGCCUGUUGGUUUCAGUUAUGGUCGCACCGUAGACAUUCCUCUUGAUGGUGGAAGAUCCGGUACACAGGAUUUGAAGAAGAAAGAGAAGGAACUCCAAGCCAAAGAAGCUGAGCUAAGACGAAGGGAGCAGGAACUCAAACGGAAAGAAGAUGCUGCUGCACGAGCUGGAGUUGUUAUUGAAGUGAAAAACUGGCCGCCAUUCUUCCCGCUUAUCCACCAUGACAUUGCAAAUGAAAUUCCUGUUCAUCUCCAAAGGCUUCAGUAUGUUACCUUUGCAACAUAUUUGGGGUUGGUUGUUUGUCUUUUCUGGAAUAUUAUUGCGGUUACUACAGCUUGGAUCAAAGGAGAAGGAGUGACAAUAUGGCUUCUUGCCCUUAUUUACUUCAUAGCUGGUGUUCCAGGAGGCUAUGUGUUAUGGUAUCGGCCCCUCUACCGUGCCUUCAGAACUGAUAGUGCAUUGAGCUUUGGAGGAUUUUUCGUGUUCUAUAUGCUCCACAUUCUGUUCUGUGUCUUUGCUGCUGUUGCUCCACCUGUUGUCUUCAAAGGAAAAUCUCUGGCUGGGAUCUUACCUGCAAUAGAUGUCUUAAGCGGUAACACAUUGGUCGGGAUAUUCUACUUCAUUGGGUUUGCGUUCUUCUGCCUCGAAUCAGUGGUCAGCAUCUGGGUUAUUCAGCAAGUGUAUAUGUACUUCCGAGGCAGCGGGAAACAAGAUCAGAUGAGACGAGAAGCGGCGAGAGGAGCCCUGAGAGCCGCCGUAUAAGAGCUCCCUGUUACAUUCUGGUUUGUAUGUAUUCUUUACUGUUUCUUUGUUUAUUUCAGAUUUUGUCUUCACUUCUCUCUCUCUCUCCCUUCUCUCUGCUUUGCUCUGUAAGCAAGAAAGAUUCAAUUUUUUCUCUGUACCUUUAUCUCAUGUAAAUCUGUUUGUUCAAAAGUCGAGAGUUGAGAUUCAUACCAUUUUCGAAUUCAUUCAUGGAUUGUUUAAUC
Messenger RNA from Eutrema salsugineum, 1272 nucleotides. Its product is annotated as secretory carrier-associated membrane protein 3. Gene Ontology annotation, biological process: protein transport. The coding region runs from base 173 to 1048 and encodes 291 amino acids. Gene Ontology annotation, cellular component: trans-Golgi network membrane; recycling endosome membrane. The transcript is spliced from 12 exons. The record is from RefSeq and is a predicted model, not a curated record. Lineage: Eukaryota; Viridiplantae; Streptophyta; Magnoliopsida; Brassicales; Brassicaceae.